CCCCAAAUUCUGUUUGAGCAAGCAAAAAUUACUUUUAUUUUGCAGGAUGAUCGUUUGGUCGGUGGUUACGAAAAUGUGCCAACAGUUGACAUUCACAUGAAUCAAAUCAAUUUUGAGCGUGAAUGGCUAUACUUUUUGGAUGAGUAUGUUCGUCCAAUGCAAGAAAAGCUCUUCAUUGGAUACUAUCAAAGAGUUAUGGAAGCAGUAAUGAUGUUCGUUGUUCGAUACAAGAAAGAUGAGCAGCCGUCGUUACGCGCACAUCACGAUGCCUCAACUUACACAGUGGAUAUUCCGCUGAAUCAGCGAGGCAAGGAUUUUGAGGGUGGCGGUGUACGAUAUGUUCGCUAUAACUGUACAGUACCUGCAGAUCAGAUUGGUUACGCGGCAAUGUUUCCCGGGCGACUGACGCAUCUUCAUGAGGGUCUUCCAGUAACCAGUGGAAUUCGUUAUAUUGCUGUAUCAUUUCUCAAUCCGUAA
Molecule: messenger RNA, 477 nt
Organism: Gongylonema pulchrum
Lineage: Eukaryota; Metazoa; Nematoda; Chromadorea; Rhabditida; Gongylonematidae
Source: the annotation of a GenBank genome assembly